AUGGCCGCCCGUCUCUUUAUCAAUGUCACCAACACAGAGUUUGACAGCUUGCACGGCAAGGAUUUGCUCAAGUUGGUGAUGCGUCGUUUCUUGGGUGCCGACGAGUGUAUCCUGUCGAUGGUCGUCACGCAUCUGCCAUCGCCUAUUGUAGCCCAACGCUACCGUUUUGCUCAUCUCUACAAAGGUCCUCUCGACGAUGAAGUCGCCACUGCCAUCAAGAACUGCGACCCCAACGGCCCACUCAUGAUGUAUGUCUCCAAGAUGAUCCCAUCGGACGGCGGUCGUUUCAUUGCCUUUGGUAGAGUGUUCUCUGGAACUGUGCGUCCCAACCAAAAGGUCCGUAUCCUCGGACCCAACUAUGAAAAGGGUAGUCUUGAAGACCUUUUCGUCAAACCCAUCCAAAACACAGUCGUUAUGAUGGGUCGCAAGGUCGAGCCUAUUGCAGACUGUCCUUGUGGCAACAUCAUCGGUGUCACUGGUAUCGACCACUUCCUCGUCAAGACUGGUACACUCACAACCAGUGAAGACGCCCAUGCUAUGGCUGCUAUGAAGUUUAGCGUCUCUCCAGUGGUCCGUGUGACAGUGACCGUCAAGCAUGCCGAGAACUUGCCUCGUCUGAUCGACGGUCUCAGUCGUCUUGCCAAGACUGACCCCGCCAUCCAGGUCUACACUGAAGACACGGGUGAAAACAUCUUGGCUACCGUCGGUGAGUUGCAGCUUGAGAUUUGUCUCAACGACUUGCGCGAGUAUGCCAACUGCGAGUUUACGACCAGCAACCCCAUCGUCAGUUACCGUGAGACUAUCAUUGAAAAGUCGGCUGUCUGUUUGUCCAAGUCACCCAACAAGCACAACCGUAUCUACAUGUACGCCGAGCCACUCGGUCUCCCUCUCACUGAAGCACUCGAGAACAAGGUCAUCGCACCCAACAUGGACCUCCCACAACGUGUUGAAAAGUUUGCCGAGUUUGGAUGGAGUGGCCAAGAAGUGCGUAACGUCUGGGCCUUUGGUCCAGCUGCCACUAGCAACACCAACAACAUGCUCGUCAACGCUACCACCGGUGUCCAGUACCUCAAUGAGAUGAAAGACUAUAUCGUGUCGUCGUUCCAAUGGACAUCCAAUCAAGGUGUGCUCUGUGAAGAACCCAUGCGUGGUGUCAAGUUUGUUCUACACGAUGUCACUACUAUUGCCGACGCCGUCCAUCGUGGAGGAGGUCAAAUCAUUCCAGCCUCUAGACGUUGCAUGUUUGCUGCCGAGUUGUCUGCCCAACCUCGUCUUGUCGAACCCUACUAUUUGGCCGAUAUCACCUGUCCCGAACAAUCAUUGGGUGGUGUCCAUUCAGCCCUUGGAAGACGUCGUGGUACCAUCAUUGAAGAACAAAUGGCCAAUCGUGGUUUGUUCAAUGUCAAGGCCUACCUUCCAGUCAUGGAAUCCUUUGGUUUCAACUCGUUCCUAGCCGUUGAAACGAGUGGUCGUGCUUUCCUUCAAAUGAGCUUUGACCAUUGGGAAUUGGUCGACAGUGACCCUCUCCUCCCUUCCAGCAAGGGUCGUGACAUUGUCAGAUCUAUUCGUGUUCGUAAAGGUCUCAAGGAAGAUAUCCCCAUUGUUGUUGUUGAUGUUGGAAUUGUUUUACGGCAAUAUAAUAUGACUUCAAAUAUUUUAUACUAUCAUCUAUUGGUGGUUGAAAUGAUUUAA
Messenger RNA from Cavenderia fasciculata, 1692 nucleotides. RefSeq lists its product as uncharacterized. Gene Ontology annotation, molecular function: GTP binding; GTPase activity; ribosome binding. The coding region runs from base 1 to 1692 and encodes 563 amino acids. The record is from RefSeq and is a predicted model, not a curated record. Gene Ontology annotation, biological process: translational elongation. Gene Ontology annotation, cellular component: cytosol; ribonucleoprotein complex. The transcript is spliced from 2 exons. NCBI's taxonomy places the organism in Eukaryota, Evosea, Eumycetozoa, Acytosteliales, Cavenderiaceae.